AUGUCGGAUCAAAUCAAGAGAAACCCGCAUCCCGACUUCAAAAAGGUUGAGGCCUCGCGCCCGGCCUGGGACGACGCCUCGCGGUUCCGCUUUACCCGCACCGUCGACCCGGACUGGGCCUUUGGCCACGGCUCCGAUGGCAGCAGCAGCAGCAGCAAGCACAUCGCCAUCGACCCCUACGCCCCCGGCCGCCCAGACGUCUUCAACUACAAGCUGCUCAUCUCCGGCAUAGUCCCCCGGCCCAUUGCCUUCCUCAGCACGCGCAGCGCCGACGGCUCGUCGACCAACCUGGCUCCAUUCAGCUAUUUCAACGUCAUGUCCCACGACCCGCCCCUCUUCGUCGUCGGCUUCGCCAGCGGCAUCGACGCCGCUGUAGCCAAGGGAGCCAAGGACACGCUGCGUAACCUGGUCGAGACGCGCGAGGCCGUCGUCAACAUCAUCAGCGAGUCCUUUCUCGAGGCCGCAAACGCCACCAGCAUCGAUGCUCCCUAUGGCGUCAGCGAGUGGGAUGUUGCUGGCUUGACUCCCGUGCGCGACUGCGAGACGGUGCGGUGCGCGCGAGUCGCCGAGGCUGUCUUUAGCGUCGAGGUUAAGGUCGACGAGCUCAAGGAGCAUGGGAGCAAGCGGGACCCGAGCAACAAGACGAGCACCAUUGCCAUUCUCGAGGGUACCAGGUUUUGGGUCCGCGAGGAUGCGCUCAACGAGGAAAAGAACCUGAUCGAUCCCGCCAUCCUCAGACCCAUCAGCCGCCUUGGUGGCAUCAGCUACGCAAGGACAACCGAGGCCCUGGAACUCCCUAGGCCCAAGUUCGAGGACCACCUCGGCGGCCACGAGGGGUUCGAAAAGCUCAAAAACUCAAAACGUUCAUAA
Messenger RNA from Hirsutella rhossiliensis, 870 nucleotides. RefSeq names its product flavin reductase like domain-containing protein. The record is from RefSeq and is a predicted model, not a curated record. Bases 1 to 870 code for a protein of 289 amino acids. Gene Ontology annotation, molecular function: FMN binding. The transcript is spliced from 3 exons. Lineage: Eukaryota; Fungi; Ascomycota; Sordariomycetes; Hypocreales; Ophiocordycipitaceae.